CCCGACGCCGACCGCGGCCGCCUCAGCGUGGGGAGCGUCUACCGCCCCGCCCCGAACGGGGGUCGAGGGCUCCCUGACUUAGUCCCGGACCCCAACUACGUGCAAGCGUCCACCUACGUGCAGAGGGCCCAUCUGUACUCCCUGCGCUGUGCCGCCGAAGAGAAGUGUCUGGCCAGCACCGCCUACGCCCCGGAGGCCACCGACUACGACCUGCGGGUGCUCCUGCGCUUCCCCCAGCGGGUGAAGAACCAGGGCUCGGCUGACUUCCUGCCCCACCGCCCACGCCACACCUGGGAGUGGCACAGCUGCCACCAACAUUACCACAGCAUGGACGAGUUCAGCCACUACGACCUCCUGGAUGCAGCCACGGGCAUGAAGGUGGCAGAGGGGCACAAGGCCAGCUUCUGCCUGGAGGACAGCACCUGCGACUUCGGGAACCUCAAGCGCUACGCAUGCACGUCACACACGCAGGGCCUGAGCCCAGGCUGCUAUGACACCUACAACGCGGACAUCGACUGCCAGUGGAUUGAUAUCACCGACGUGCAGCCAGGCAACUACAUCCUCAAGGUGCACGUGAACCCCAAGUACAUUGUUUUGGAGUCUGACUUCACCAACAAUGUAGUGAGGUGUAACAUCCACUACACAGGCCGCUACGUUUCCACGACCAGCUGUAAAAUUGUGCAAUCCUGAAGUGUACAGGGAAGACAGCCAGUGUCUUUUUCCGAAGCAGUCCCUGUACCCCAUGAAGCCCCCCACCAAGGUGCCCAGCCCCCCCCAACCUACCCCAGGAGCAGCGGACUCCCGCCUCCCUGCCGGCCUCAGGGAGACUCGGGGACCAAGGCCACAGCAGUUCUGGUGGCAGGCCUUCCGUGCCUUUUACAGCACCGUCGGAGUGGUUGUUGGAUUUUAUAAUUAUAUAUAUAUAUAUGUAUAUAUAUUUGGCCAUCCCACACAGCAAGAAUGCCCAGGUCUGGACUGAAUAAAACCAAGUUUUUCUAACACGCGGCUCUGCCU
This is a messenger RNA of Dipodomys ordii (Ord's kangaroo rat), 1014 nucleotides long. RefSeq names its product lysyl oxidase-like 1 (gene Loxl1). NCBI's taxonomy places the organism in Eukaryota, Metazoa, Chordata, Mammalia, Rodentia, Heteromyidae. The annotation marks the transcript as partial. Gene Ontology annotation, molecular function: protein-lysine 6-oxidase activity; copper ion binding. The transcript is spliced from 7 exons. The record is from RefSeq and is a predicted model, not a curated record. Gene Ontology annotation, biological process: peptidyl-lysine oxidation.